UAGCUUCGCCCUGCGCGGGGAGGCGGAGGCGACCUGGGGGCUGAGGAAACAUGGCCGAGUAUUUGCGGCUGCAGAACUCACUGGCGCUGAUUUGCCUCCGAAAUCCGCCGGUCAACGCAAUCAGUGUGGCUGUCUUAAGUGGACUAAAAGAAGGGCUACAGAAAGCUAGAACAGACCCUGCAGUAAAAGCCAUUGUGAUUUAUGGAACAAAUGGCAACUUCUCUGCAGGUGCUGAUAUCCGUGGUUUCAGUGCUACCAUUAAUUCUAGGCUUUCACUGGGGUGUGUAGUAGAUGAAAUGCAGAGAAGCAAGAAGCCCAUGGUAGCAGCUAUCCAAGGCGUGGCUUUAGGAGGCGGACUGGAGCUGGCCCUGGGUUGUCACUAUAGGAUUGCCCAUGCUGAGGCUCAAGUCGGCUUACCAGAAGUCAAAUUAGGACUUCUUCCUGGUGCAAGAGGAACCCAGCUUCUUCCCAGGCUCAUUGGAGUUCCUGCUGCACUUGAUUUAAUUACCUCAGGAAAACAUAUUUUGGCAGAUGAAGCACUCAAGCUGGGUAUUCUAGAUAAAAUUGUCAACUCAGACCCAGUUGAAGAAGCAAUCAAUUUUGCCCAGAGAGUUUUAGAUCAGCCCCUAGAAUCCCGUAGACUCUUCAUCAAGCCAGUUCAGAGCUUGCCCAACAUGGACGCUAUUUUCAGUGAAGCCCUUCUGAAGAUGCGGAAGCAGCAUCCUGGGUGCCUUUCUCAGGAGGCUUGUGUCCGCGCAGUCCAGGCUGCUGUACAGUAUCCCUAUGAGGUGGGCGCCAAGAAGGAGGAGGAGCUGUUCAUGUACCUUCGGCAAUCAGGGCAGGCCAGAGCCCUGCAGUAUGCUUUCUUUGCUGAAAGGAAUGCAAAUAGGUGGUCAGUUCCCUCCGGAGCAUCCUGGAAAACAGCGUCGGCACGCCCCAUCUCCUCAGUGGGCGUUCUUGGCUUGGGAACAAUGGGUCGAGGCAUUGUCAUUUCUCUUGCAAAGGCCAAGAUUCCUGUGAUUGCUGUAGAAUCAGACAAGAAGCAGCUAGAAACUGCAAACAGGGUUAUAACCUCCCUCUUGGAAAAGGAAGGAUCCAAAAUGCAACAAAGCAGCCACCCUUGGUCAGGACCAAAACCCAGAUUAACAACAUGUAUGAAGGAGCUUAGUGGUGUAGAUUUAGUCAUUGAAGCAGUGUUUGAGGAAAUGAACCUAAAGAAGCAGGUCUUUGCUGAACUGUCAGCCGUGUGCAAGCCAGAAGCGUUUUUGUGUACGAAUACGUCAGCCCUGGACAUUGAUGAGAUUGCUUCUUCCACUGAUCGGCCUCACUUGGUCAUUGGCACCCAUUUCUUCUCACCAGCUCAUGUCAUGAAGUUGUUAGAGGUUAUUCCCAGCCGAUACUCUUCCCCCACUACUAUUGCCACUGUUAUGAACUUAUCAAAAAAGAUUAAAAAAUUUGGCGUAGUUGUAGGCAACUGUUUUGGGUUUGUUGGGAAUCGAAUGUUGUUUCCUUAUUACAGUCAGGCGCAUUUCUUGUUAGAAGAUGGCAGUACACCAGAGGAGAUAGAUGAGGUGCUGGAAGACUUUGGUUUCAAAAUGGGACCUUUUAGAGUGUCUGAUCUUGCUGGGUUAGAUGUGGGUUGGAGAUCUCGAAAGGGGCGAGGUCUUACUGGACCUACGUUGCCUCCAGGGACUCCUGCCCGAAAGCGAGGCAACAGGAGAUAUUGCCCAAUUCCUGAUAUGCUCUGUGAAGCAGGACGAUUUGGCCAGAAGACAGGUAAGGGUUGGUACCAAUAUGACAAGCCAUUAGGUAGGAUUCACAAACCUGAUCCCUGGAUUUCCAAAUUUCUGUCACAGUACAGAGAAACCCAUCGCAUUCAACCACGUGUCAUUAGCAAGGAAGAGAUCCUCGAGCGCUGCUUAUAUUCACUCAUCAAUGAAGCGUUUCGUAUCUUGGAAGAUGGGAUAGCUGCUAGCCCAGACCACAUUGAUGUUGUGUAUUUACAUGGGUAUGGAUGGCCAAGGCACAAGGGUGGGCCCAUGUUCUAUGCUUCCACAGUUGGUUUGCCCACAGUGCUAGAGAAGUUGCAGAAAUAUUAUAGGCAGGAUCCUGAUAUUCCCCAACUAGAGCCUUGUAACUAUCUGAAAAAGUUGGCUUCCCAAGGAAAUCCUCCUCUAAGAGAAUGGCAGAGCUUGGCAGGACCCCCCAGCAGUAAAUUGUGAUUCUGCCUUUCAGGUUAUGACUCACAUGCUGGCAGCAGGUAGUGCUCACUGAAUUUCAUUGAAAUUAAAUCUAAAGGUCCAAAGUAAGGUUGCUGCAGACAGAAAGAGACUUGCUUGGGGUGAUGGGUGCACAAAGCAGUGUGCAGAUGAUGUUUUAUUGAGCUGUAAACUUGAAACCUAUAUAGUUUUUGGACCAAUGUCACCCCAAAAAAUUCAAUUAAAAAAAGAUUGCUUUGAAAUACAAAGCUAAAGAAAUAAUCAGCUAAACUACCUCUUUGGGUCUUCUGUCUGUUGAUUCUAAUGGGUCAAAUAUUCAGUAAUGUGCUUCCUAUUGCCUUUGAAUCUGUCCUUAUCAGGUAAACUAUUUCAAUCCCAAUGAAUAAACUCAUGUUAAUACUUUAAUAGCUAAGAAGAGAGCCUCAGGAAUAAGUUGAGGUUCCCAAAUGCUUUUAUCAUUGGAGAAAUAUAUAAUUAAUUAAUAACUGAUAAAAGCUACUAAGUUAUAAAUUAAUUCUGACCCCCUUUAGCCUCACACACAUAGCACUGAUGGGAAAUCUCACGGAUCCUUCAUUCAACAAACAUUCUUUGUGCCUCCCCUGAGCACCUUGCACAGACUUUGGCAGACCUAAAGUUCAGAUGGGCAUUAUUCCAGCAUGGAUGCCUGUGAUCAAGUUCAGUCCAUAGUCUCAGAGGUGGAAUGGAGAGAGUUGGCAGGGUAGAGUAAGCAGUGAGGUCUCUGUGAGUGAGCAGGAAAAGCUGCCCGAGAGGCAGUAUGCAGAUGCUGAAGUAUCAAAGCCAAAGCAAAGUUGAAGUUGUAGACAAGACACAGUUGGGAAGUACUCUAGACCAGAAUGGGGAACUCUGAGUAGCUUGGCAAGUCAUGCUCAGUAUGUCACUUCUGUCCCGGGCCCCAUCACGCACGUGCACAGUUGUGCUUGCUGCUUGCAAGGGGCUUAGUAAUAUUUGUGGAUAAUUUCCUCGAGAUCAGGGCAUGUCCUGGUCUUUCUUUACUCUUCUAUUCAUUGAGACAUAAUAGAUAGUAGUAAGUUGUUGGCUUAGUGUAAGAAGGGAUGUCAGAGAACACCUACCCUCCUCUGAAUCUGUGUUCGAUUUAGAUUCUGUAGUGAUGCCAGUUUUCCUGUUGUGAUAAGCCUUUGUGAUGUUGGGUAUGAAAAUGAUUGAGUCUUGAAAAAUCUAAAAUUGUUCCAAAAUAUUUUGUAUAAUUUUGUUAUAAGACUUCUCUUUUAAUGCUUUGUGUGGUUAAAUCUUGAGGGGUUGGUCAAUGCAAAAAACUGGUAAAGAAAUGUUUACAGCAGAAUUAUUCAUAAUAGCCCAAAAUUGGAAACAUACUAAAUGUCCAUCACUGACAGAUGGAUAAACAAAUUGUGGAAUAGCCAUACAAUAGGUUAUUUGGCCAUAAAAAGAGAUGAAGUACUGAUACAGGCUGUACCCUAAUGGACCUUAAAAAUAUUUUGCUAAGUGAAAGAACCUAGUCACAAAAGGCCACAAAUUAUAUGAACAUUUAUAUGAAAUGUUCAGAAUAGGCAAAUCUAUAGAAACAGAAAGCAGAUUAGAGGUUGCCUAAGGCUGGAAUGAUUGGGGGUGUGGAAUGGGGAGUGACUGCAAAUGGGUACAGGGUUUCUUUUUGGAUUAAUGGAAAUGUUCUGAAAUUAUGAUGGUUACAUAACGGUGAAUCUACUGAAGAAUACAUUGAGCUUCAAUGGGUUAAUUAUAUGGUAUGUAAUUAUGACUCAAUAAAGUUUUGAAUAAAUAAAUAAAUAA
Messenger RNA from Pteronotus mesoamericanus, 4004 nucleotides. RefSeq names its product enoyl-CoA hydratase and 3-hydroxyacyl CoA dehydrogenase (gene EHHADH). The record is from RefSeq and is a predicted model, not a curated record. Gene Ontology annotation, biological process: fatty acid beta-oxidation. Gene Ontology annotation, molecular function: (3S)-3-hydroxyacyl-CoA dehydrogenase (NAD+) activity; NAD+ binding. Gene Ontology annotation, cellular component: peroxisome. NCBI's taxonomy places the organism in Eukaryota, Metazoa, Chordata, Mammalia, Chiroptera, Mormoopidae. The transcript has 7 exons. The coding region runs from base 51 to 2222 and encodes 723 amino acids.